AUGGAGAGAACCGGGCUUUUUGUGCCUCCACGCAUCCUCUUCCUCCUUGGGGACUGUCACAGUGGCGUCCCAAUCAAGCAAGUCAUCAAGAGAUGUCGUCCUUUAAUUAUGACCACAAAACCACUCGUUUCUGCGGCUUUUGGAUUCGGACAGGGUUGCAGCCUCCUACGACGUUUCGCAGGUUCCAAUCGGGUUGGAGUGUGUGUGUGUGUGGACUUUGUUCGGUUCCAUAAAUACACUUCGCUCCGAUCAAAAGAACUCCGUCGGUUCCGUGCCCACCACAAGGGAGACUUGCGAUUCGUGCUGCAAUUUCGGUUUAAUGCUCACAAAGGAAGCGUCCAGCUUUCAAUUAACCUCGGACCUGUAAUUGUGUCGUUUAUGGACGCAAAACGCUUCCACUCCCCUGCCUUUGACCCACCAACUACAACCGUCUCCCGAUCACUAACGUGGCACGGAUCACUCGGUCUGUGCGCGUUCGCGUGUCGCUCGGGGCAGCCGCAUCCUAAGAUAAUUGUCUUCUCUCUAUCUAAUUGGCCCAAGUACCGGAAACUGGAACAUCCAGCUGGGCGAAUAAAUCACGCGAUGAGCCCUGGGCUCUCCUCCAGCACCCCGUGUGUGAGUCUCUGCGACGUCGACCCCUGUUUAAAAUCCACACGCCUGCCUGCCUACCCCUCCCUCCCCCCCCUUACCUGGCCCACCCACGAGUUAGCUGGACACCUUCGUCACCGACGUCACAGAAACAUGGCCAGAGGCUUGAGCAAGUCGCGUAUCUGUCCACGAACUGCGUCAAUCACGCCCCAAGGCGUUCCUGCGACUGACCGGAGCAGGGAGGUUGAAGAGAAGCCGAAAACUGCGAGACCUCCCGCUCACCGACCCGCCCGGCAGCAGUCUAGUCAUGUGUCGCAAGAGCCACCAGCGAGAGAUGCGGCAUACCAGUCUACAAAGUCACCUAAUAGAGAGAAAGAGCCUUCCAGACGUCAGCAUAGUGUUCCUUCGCCCCCAACUUUCACAGAACCAAGUUUACGGUCCUCCGAAUUCCCUGAGCCAUGGCUGCCAAACCUCUCUCAAAAUCUCCAAGCGCCAGACUUGGUGAACCCCUUCAUGCUCCCCACAAUCGCAUCCAAUCCUUACUGGCCUUUUGGCAAUCUUUCAAAACUUGACCAGGUGACAGCAGCAGCCACCGCUAUGCGUCAGUUGAUGGCUCAGCAGCUGUCCAACCCAAAUUGCUCAAGGAAGCCGAUGGAGCAUGAGCCAGGGUCUCGGACAUCAACGUCUAGUUUCUCUGCCUCUCAGUUAGCUGCACCUACAUUUGAACCGCUAACCCGUGUUCCUCAGACGUCGAUGCCAUCCAUCCCUAACCCCAGUAUUCCGACAGCUCCUCCGAUCUCUUCUGCCUCGCUCACAGCUGCGCUCUCGGCAUGGUAUGGACAACGACCGAAUCAACAGCCACCUGGGGUGUCACAGUUCCCCACUGAAAACACCACUGGUCAUUGUAUUUCCCCCCCGCCACCACCACCCCCUCCACCACCCCAAACCACCGCGCCAGUGCACAGUUCAAGUGUUAUUAGAUCUAUGAUCUCAGCAGCUAUUGGUCAUCAGAAAGAAGGCAACGAGGUGGCCAAUCUCACUCAAUUAGACGAAACUACCAACACGUCAACCGGAUCAUCCUCUUCACUAGCGGCAAUGAUGGCCGCCGCCGCUGUGGCAAUGGCCGGGUUGUGUAGAACCCAGGCGGUUCAACCCAUUCCAGGUGCUAACACCGACACGACGUCGUACCAACUGGAGCAAUCGCAUAACAAUGACGAAGGCUUGAACCUCUCUACCAUUGGGAGUGGUGAAGUUGGAGAGGACGGCUUCGUGGAAGACUUGGUCGAGGACCUAGAUGACGAGGAUGUCUUCCUCCGUCACGUGGACAAGAGCGGCUCGCGUCGACGACGAGGGAAUCGGAAGCGCGAUGUCGACGGUCGAGUUAACAAGACCGAACCCAACGGUUUUGACCAACGCGUCCACCACCGUGAAACAGAACGUAAGCCUUCUCUGCCUUGUUUGGUACUACCAAAUUUCGACCGGGGUAUGCGUAUUUGUGUCGUACAAGAAGAGCCACACCUAGAGUCAACGAUGCAGUCAACAGGUUUUCUCGCGUCGCGUCAGUGA
Messenger RNA from Mesocestoides corti, 2154 nucleotides. NCBI's taxonomy places the organism in Eukaryota, Metazoa, Platyhelminthes, Cestoda, Cyclophyllidea, Mesocestoididae. The record is from the annotation of a GenBank genome assembly.